This is a messenger RNA of Xenopus laevis (African clawed frog), 2173 nucleotides long. It is a transcript of the gene slc30a7.L, whose product is annotated as solute carrier family 30 (zinc transporter), member 7 L homeolog. Gene Ontology annotation, molecular function: zinc ion transmembrane transporter activity; monoatomic cation transmembrane transporter activity; metal ion transmembrane transporter activity. Lineage: Eukaryota; Metazoa; Chordata; Amphibia; Anura; Pipidae. The record is from RefSeq and is marked provisional. Gene Ontology annotation, cellular component: cytoplasm; mitochondrion; Golgi apparatus. Gene Ontology annotation, biological process: zinc ion import into Golgi lumen; transmembrane transport; monoatomic cation transport.
GGGGAUUACCGGGAACAAUUCUAAAUACACGCGAAGCAAAAGAAUCUUCGUUUGACAGGUUCCGGGCCACUAAAGGACUUUGGCAUCUUCCGGAUUCCGAUUUCCAAAAUGUUGCCUCUGUCUAUUAAAGAUGAUGAAUAUAAACCUCCCAAAUUCAACUUGGUCCGGAAAGUGUCUGGAUGGAUCCGAUCCAUUUUCUCCGACUCUACAUCAAGGAACCUUUUUUGCUUUCUCUGUCUGAAUUUGUCCUUUGCAUUCGUGGAGCUUUUUUAUGGAAUUUGGAGCAACAGCCUGGGCUUGAUCUCUGACUCCUUCCACAUGUUCUUUGAUUGCACUGCAUUGUUAGCUGGCCUGGCAGCUUCUGUAAUCUCUCGGUGGAAAACAAAUGAGACUUUCUCAUAUGGGUAUGUUCGAGCAGAAGUACUGGCUGGGUUUGUGAAUGGACUAUUUCUUAUCUUCACAGCCUUUUUCAUCUUUUCUGAGGGGAUUGAAAGAGCCCUUGACACACCAGAGGUCCAUCAUGAACGUCUGCUUCCUGUUUCCAUAAUGGGAUUUCUUGUGAACCUUAUUGGCAUAUUUGUGUUUCAGCAUGGUGGAGGACAUGGGCACUCGCAUGAAUCUGGCCAUGGACAUAGCCAUUCACUUUUUAAUGGAGCUGUUAGUCAUGGACACAGCCACAGCCAUGGAGGGGGCCAUGGACAUAGCCACGGAGGGGGACAUGAACACGGCCAUAGCCACGGAGGGGGACAUGAACACGGCCAUGAUCACAGUCAUAAACACGGGCAUGGCUAUGGCAGUUCUUGUCAUGAUGAGCCACCAGAGGAGAAUAAAGGAUCCAGCAAGCAGAUUUUAGAAGGUGUAUUUCUGCACAUUGUUGCUGACGCUCUGGGCAGUGUUGGGGUGAUUAUUUCCACUAUCCUGAUGCAGCAAUAUGGACUGAUGAUUGCAGAUCCCAUCUGUUCCAUGCUCAUAGCCCUUCUUAUUUUUGUAAGUGUUAUACCUCUUCUUAAGCAAUCCAUUGGUAUCCUUAUGCAGCGGACUCCUCCCUCCCUGGACCAUGUCCUACCUCAGUGUUAUCAGCGGGUGCAACAGUUACAGGGUGUGUACCACCUACAAGAGCCUCACUUCUGGACCCUCUGCACAGACGUUUAUAUAGGCACACUGAAGCUAGUCAUUGGACCAGAAGCUGAUGCCCGCUGGAUCUUGAGCCAGACUCACAACAUCUUUACACAGGCUGGUGUCAGACAACUGUAUGUACAAAUCGACUUGGCGGCUAUGUAACCCACCAGAUGGCUUUAUUUCUUGGGACCAAAGUGCAGUACAGAACACUAGGAUCCUCCACUCCUGUUAUGUGAUCCAGCAAAGCAGGGGUGCAGCCAUUGGCACCAAAUACCUCUUGUAUGACUCCUCUAUGAGGAGCAGCCUCCCCGUGCUUGAGGCCAUGCCAUCUUUUGUAAAGCUCCCCUUUGUACAGAGUUCUGACCGAGUGUCAGUUGUUGCCUUUUUCACAUCUGUACAACCCCUCACCAACUCUCCCCGACCGAGAUCUGCAGCAAAAAACUGUAUUGAUCAUGACCACAUUCUCUCAGUUACUGUACCUGCACUUUACCUCAGUGACACCAUUUGUGUCCGUGACUUGGCAUCAGAUUAGGAAAAAGCUUCUACAAAAUGCAAAAAUGAGAUCCUCCUGCCAACGGCUGUUUCUGCCCACUAAAAAGGGCCGGCUGUUUUUUGUUUUGUUUUUUAGUCCGCUUGUGAAUCUCACCAGUGUUCUACAGAGCCGUGCCAGCUUUGUUCUUAUAAAAGGAGGCAAAGAAGGUCCAUUGGGGGUUUAGUACUGACCCUCCAAGGCCGUAUGGGACCUGCAAACACCAUGUUUUAAUCAAGUGCCUUUCCCCAUCCUGGCUGGCCCCGCCCUGCCCACUACAGCUCAGCCAGUGAUUCCAAGUGCUUUUGAUUUUUUUUUUUGUUUGGAGCAAGAACAUCACUGUUAAUUUGAUUUUAUGUAUUCCAAGAACCAUGUGAAUGAUUUGCUGCUGGUGAAGCCCUUACACCUCAGAGACGAUGGAUUACUGAUGUAAAACUGAAAUAUGCAUAAAAUAUUUUCUUUUUUUGGAAGUGACUUUCACAAAACAAUUUUAACAGGAAGUAAAAAUAUUUAAUUAAAAAAAAA